UGCAUUGAAGUUGUGAAUGAAACCAAUACAAUUACUUUUUGUAUGAAUGAAACUUCGUGGUCAUAAGAAAUAAAAUAAAAUCACAAAACCGAGUGAAGUCUUAUUUGAAUUAUAUAUUUUAAAUAAAGCGGUUCAAUGGAUCUAAAUAGAUUGCCUAAUGAUCAAAAACUACAGUUGUGCAAGUGGUAUUUUAAAGUUGGGUGUAUUCUGCUUCCAUUUGUAUGGGCUGUCAACUCAGUGUGGUUCUUCAAAGAAGCGUUUAUGAAGCCACCGUUUGAUGAACAGAAACAAAUAAAGAAAUAUGUGAUACUGAGCGGUGUGGGCACUCUGGUGUGGGCCGGCGCGCUGGCGACCUGGGCCGUCGCGUUCCAGUUGCAGCGAGUGUCCUGGGGUGCCACGGGGGAUGCCCUGUCCUUCAUUGUGCCUUUAGGACGUGCCUAGUCUCAUACUCAGGGCUGUCAGACUGCUGCUUGUUCUAUUUUUCACAAAAGUAAAUUGGCACGUGUAAUAGGUAGUGCUAUUCUUAUCGUGACGGACAUAAUACAUUAAAGUCAAAGCAUUUAUUCAAAAUUGGUACUGUUUAUCAUGCUUUUGUAUUUGAUUAUCUGUUAUCGAUUGAUUAAUUAUUAUCAGUAAUUGUACUGUAUGUUGCAUUGAUUGGCCAUUGUCUGAAAGUGGUCACAUAAUAAGGAAAAUAUGACAUGAGGGAUCCUUAUCACAUUGAUUCUUAACUGACGUUAAAGAUCUGUCAAUUUAGUUAGAUUAAGGGAUUUGUGAACAACUGAAUAGGUAACCUUUGUUAAGUGUAAUUUAUUUAAAUAAAAAAAAUUAUAAUAAAAGGGAGUUUAGGGGCUAGUCUAGUGCAACAUUUGAAUCCAAACCAACAAGCUUUUGGUGGCCAAGGCAAGGCACAUUAAAAGGAAACAAAGUACUCCUGAAGAGGAUUGGAGUCUCGACAACCUAAAUCCUAGGACAGAAUGUUCCAUAAUAAAUUGAAUGUCAGAUAUUUUAAAAGAUGUGAUUGAUGAGAAAUUAUUUGUUAAAGCCCUCGCGAAUUACAUACAUUUAGGGUCAAAAAUAAUAAAAAUAAGGACCUGUGUGGACGAGAGACUAUUGUCCGCGGAGGACCAAAGCCCCUCUGUUGAGUGUUUCGCUGUACUAUUAGUCCAUUGUGUGAGUGAUAAGAUGCAGUUGUUUAGUUAUCCAUUUUGUCCACAACAACAAUGGACGUGACAGGACAACAAUCCUCGUGUGCGCAGGCCGUUAUUAUCGUUUGAUCUGUAUACUAUAAGCCAAGUAAAUAUUACGCGUAAAAUCUGAGAAAAAACUCGCCAUAUUUGCUCUGUGUCAACUGGCAUGUUAAAAGUACCGUUUGCAAAUAUGGCAGUCCUUUCUCAGAUGGUACGCGUAAUAUACAGUGUUGUACAUUUUGAUAAGAACCAUAUUGUAAUUAGGUAAUGAACGGUUAAAAUAAAACAAUCUUACAUAAUAUGAAAA
Maniola jurtina (meadow brown) is the source of this 1497-nucleotide messenger RNA. It is a transcript of the gene pen-2, whose product is annotated as gamma-secretase subunit pen-2. The record is from RefSeq and is a predicted model, not a curated record. Gene Ontology annotation, biological process: Notch receptor processing. Gene Ontology annotation, cellular component: gamma-secretase complex. The transcript has 3 exons. Lineage: Eukaryota; Metazoa; Arthropoda; Insecta; Lepidoptera; Nymphalidae. The coding region runs from base 136 to 441 and encodes 101 amino acids.